Molecule: messenger RNA, 1212 nt
Organism: Malus domestica (apple)
Lineage: Eukaryota; Viridiplantae; Streptophyta; Magnoliopsida; Rosales; Rosaceae
Product: protein SRC2-like
Biological process (GO): defense response
Source: RefSeq, a predicted model, not a curated record
CGUUCUAAAUUCCUUGACCCCUCACUCCCUUGCUCGUAGAAACUUCCUUUGCUCUUGUCUUUAACCUCUCUCCCUCCCUUUAUAAAUUCAACAUUUCUAUCCAGCGAUCCACAAUUUCCACUUCCCGAAUUCCAGAAAUUCAAUUUUCUUCUUCCAAUUUCCUACAGCUCUCAAGAAAUUCAGUUCCAUCCAACCAUCGCCAUGGAUUGCAGGCCUCUGGAGGUAAUCAUCGACUCGGCCAAUGGCCUCAAGGACGUCAACCUCUUCUCCAAGAUGGACGUCUACGCCCUCGUUUCGGUCGCCGGCGACCCCCGCAACAGGAAGCAGAAGACCAAGACCCCCGUCGUCAAGGACGGCGGCACCAACCCCCAAUGGAACAGCUACCCCAUCAAGUUCACCGUCGACGAAGCCGCCCUCCUCCACAACCGCCUCACCCUCAACAUCAAGCUCGUCUCCGAGCGCACUUUGGGAGACACCAAGAUCGGCAAGGUCAAGAUUCCGCUCAAGGAGCUGCUCGACAGCAUGGGCGGCGGCGAUGCUCAGAAGAAGCAGAUGAAGCACGUCAGCUACAGCGUCCGAUCGUCGAGGGGAAAGUCCAAGGGGACCAUCAAUUUCGGGUACAAAUUUGGGGACAAGUUUUCGGUUCCGGAGCCCCAGAAGAGAUCCCAUGAGCCCGUGAUGGCUUAUCCUGUCGGACACCCCGGGUCAAGCUCCGGGUACCCACCUGCCCAAGCUUACCCAUACCCGCCGCCCGGUGCGUACCCACCACCGCCUCAUCAGCAACCGGGUUACGGGUACGCGCCACCGCCACAGGCCGGGAACGGAUACCUGCCUCAGCCCGGGUAUGGGUACCCGCCGCAGCAAGUUGUGCGGCCGCAGAAGCCUAAGAGGGGAGGAGGAAACAUGGCGCUGGGUGUAGGAGCUGGGUUGCUGGGUGGAUUGUUGAUUGGGGAUAUGAUUAGUGAUGUGGGUGAGAUGGGUGCUUACGAUGGCGGGUUCGGUGGUGAUGACUUCGGUGGAGGCUUUGAUUUCUAGUAAUUUUUUUUGUUGGUGUUUUAAAUUUGUUUAAUUUGUAAUUAUUUUAGUUUUUUUUUUCCUUGUAGUUUUUGGUUUUUGGUGCGAGUACAUAAAAUAAUAAUGUAAACGGAGGUUUUAGCGUUUAAUGUCUGUGAUGCUGAAUAAUCAUCAAUGGAUUUUCUGCCUUAACAGUAA